CUACUGCUUACCACCAUCUCCUCUCCCUAUCUCUCACUCAAAGUUUAUGAACAUGUUUGGAGGAGAUGACCCGUUCGACGGCCAUGGAGCUGCCGGUUUGUUUGCUCAGCUCGCACAAGGAUUUCCGGGUGGCUUUGGUCCUAAUAGGCGAUCGGCACGAUCGUACGACGAAUAUAUGAAAGCAUACAGUGUAGCUUUGUUACCUGGAAAUGAGCGUACGAAUUUGAGUUAUGGAGGGAAGAUUAUCAUGCCACCUUCUGCACUUGCGAACUUGACAAAUUUAGACCUUGAGUCGCCCUGGAUGUUCAAGCUUAGCAAUCCUGCUAACCCUGCUGCCUCGACGCACGCAGGUGUGUUGGAGUUCAUCGCUGAGGAAGGAUGUGUCCACCUACCAUAUUGGAUGAUGAAGACUCUCAACCUGAACGAAGGAGACCCGAUUCGCAUAACUGGGGCUGAGCUACCGAAGGGUCAAUUCGUCAAGUUACAACCGCAAGCUGUACAUUUCUUGGAGAUCUCGGACCCAAAGGCAGUACUAGAACAUGCAUUACGAAAUUUCUCUGCAUUAACACAAGGCGAUAUCAUCGCGAUCAGCUACAAUUCCAUUGUCUUUGACUUCUUAGUAAUGGAGUCACAACCAGGUGGCGAAGGCAUAAACAUUAUCGACACAGAUCUUGAAGUGGACUUUGCGCCUCCGGUGGGGUACAAGGAGCCUGAACGACCCAAGGCUGCGCCACCACCUACAAUGGCGUCGAAGCUCAAGAUUGAUUUGGGUGAAUCGUCACCAGGGUCGUCGAGGCCACCGUCUUCAUUGUCUGGCGCCUUCGCUGGAACGUCGACGGGUGAGACGACUCUGUCAAAGGGCGGUGAGGUUUGGGAAAGCUUUAAAGGAAAGGGUGAGACGUUGAAUGGGAGGAAAACGAAGGGACGAGGUAUUAGCCAGAGAGGCAUUGAGAACUUGCAGGAGGGGAGCAAAGUCUUUCGAACUGACAAGCGAAGAAUCGUAACGAACGACACGUUAGAUACGGAUACGUACACACCAGCAGCUUUAAACCUCCCACACGGAAAACUCUUCUUCGGGUUCAAGCAUAUACCGUAUAACGUCCCGGAUGACCACACGGUCGUCAACGGUUCAGGACCUUCAACUUCCACCUCAAUAGGAGGUGAGACGUCAAGUUUCUCAGGAAGUGGAAAUACACUAUCAGGACGUACACUCGGUAACUCUUCCACUCCCUCGGCCAACGCAAAAGGCAAGGGGAAAGAAAAAGAAGAGGAAGACGAGAGAUCUUCAGACCAAAAUCAACAACCCAACUUAAAUAAUACUCAUGGAUGGGGAAGAGGCCAGACGCUCAGCUCCGCCGCGUCACGACGAUUGGCAGAUGACGGACCUGUUGGUGCUGGAGGUGCGCGUGUACCGAGGCCUUCUGCGAGGAGUGUGAAUAAGCAGGUUGUGGAGAGGGAGCCUAGUCCUGAGAUGGAUUGGGGAGUUGAUUCGGAUGAGGAGCCGAUUUAUGUUGAUAGUGAUUAGACUCCAGUUCUUCCAGUGAGUGGGGAUGGUGUACUUUUUGUGGCGUGUACAGAUGAAUGAAUGAAGAUGACUC
Messenger RNA from Fomitiporia mediterranea MF3/22, 1598 nucleotides. RefSeq names its product UFD1-domain-containing protein. The record is from RefSeq and is a predicted model, not a curated record. The transcript is spliced from 6 exons. Gene Ontology annotation, molecular function: polyubiquitin modification-dependent protein binding. Bases 47 to 1525 code for a protein of 492 amino acids. NCBI's taxonomy places the organism in Eukaryota, Fungi, Basidiomycota, Agaricomycetes, Hymenochaetales, Hymenochaetaceae. Gene Ontology annotation, cellular component: VCP-NPL4-UFD1 AAA ATPase complex.